ACCGCGGCGGACGCGGCUCGCAGCAGGGCCGGCGCGAGAUGCAGCAGCAGGCCGGCCCCGGGCCUGGACCGCGCCGCAUCGAAAUCAGCCUCAACCGCGACGUCAAGCUGCGCGAGACGGAGAACGCCUGGAAGGCCACGUACAAGGCGAGCCCCGGCGAUCUGGACGACGAGUCGCGCGUCAUCCGCGCCUUCAAGGGCAUCCUCAACAAGAUCACGCCCAACAACAUCGAGCGGCUGACGGGCGAGAUCAAAAAGCUCGAGCUCAACACGGAGAGUCGGCUGCACAAGAUGAUCAGCACGCUGUUCGAGAAGGCCGUCGACGAGCCCAUGUACGCCGACCAGUACGCGCUCCUCUGCGUGUCCAUGUCGAAAACGGAGGUGGAGAGCGCUGAGAAGGACGGGAAAGUGAACUUCCGCAAGCUGCUGCUGACGCAGUGUCAGCGCGAGUUUGAGAAGGACAAGUCGUCGGAGCUGAACCGUGACGAACGACUGAAGGAGAUCGCCGAAGAGAAGGACGAAGAAGUCAAAAAGGAGAAGAUGCGCUCGCUGGAGAAGGAGAGUACCAAGAUGCGUCUCCGCUCUAACGGGAACAUCCGCUUCAUCGGCGAGCUGUACAAGCUGGGCAUGCUCACCGACCGUAUCAUGCACCAGUGUAUCGUCAAGUUGGUGAGGGACGAGCACGAGGACUCGUACGAGUGCCUCUGUAAGCUGAUGACUACCAUCGGCCAGAAGUUGGAGAAGGCCGAGGCGGCGCGCGGAAAGGACCUUAGCAGCAUGUUCAACGGCUUCAACAAGGUGAUCCAGGAAAAGAAGUUUUCGUCGCGGAUCCGCUUCAUGCUGCAGGACCUGAUUGACAUGAGAAAGAACGGCUGGGUGAACACGCGCACGGCCGGCGUGGCCAAACCGAUGACGAUCGAGGAGGUGCACAAGCAGGCGCGGCAGCAGGCGGUGGAGCAGCAGGUGGCGCUGGCGCAGGCCGAGGACCGGCGCCGCAACGACCGCGGCUCGGACCGCGACCGGCGGCGCGGCGGCGGCCGUGACGGCCAGCGCGGCAGCUCGGGCGGCCCGUCGGCCGACGGCUGGAGCACGGUCAACCGCGGCCGCUUCGACGCCAGCCGCGUCAUGAACGCCAUCAGCAGCGGCGCCAACCAGGUCGAGUCGAACCAGGUGAAGCUGGGCCCGGGCGGUGGCAGCUCGUGGUCGUUCGGCUCCAAGGUGACCGGCGGGCGGCGCGGCGGGCCGGCCGCCGGCCCGGGCGCCGGCGACGUGCGCACCACGCCCAACAUGUUCAGCAUGCUUCCGGAGGACGGCGGCAGCGGCGCACCGCCGCCCAUGCGGCUGGGCCCGCCCGGCCGCCGCCUGGGGCCGCCGGCCGCGCCCGCCGCCCCGGCCGCGCCCGCCGGACCUCGCCUUAACGGCCCAGCCACCAUGGACGGCGAGAAGAUGCGAGGAACUGUUCGCCUUAUCUGCGAGGAGUAUAUUGAUAGCAAGGAUUUCCCGACGAGCUUGCUCGACGUGGAGGAGAAGCUGCAUACGGACACCAUGUCCCAGUUCGUGACCGAGUGCCUGAACUUCUACGUGGACGCCCGCUCGACGGAGCAGCGGCACAUGACGGGCGAUCUGCACCGCCGCCUGCUGGAGAGCGGCCACCUGACGGCCGAGGCGUACCUGGCCGGCGCCCAGGAGCUGCUCGAGGUGGCCAGCGACCUGGCGCCGGACAUCCCGUCCAUGUGGGCGAACCUGGGCGAGCUGCUGGCGCCGCCACUGACGGCUGGCCGGCCGGCCGUCUCGCUGGCGGCGCUGGCGGCGCCGGCCGCCGCCCUGGUGGCCGACAAAUGCGGCGGCCGCCUGCUGGUGGCGCUGCUCAAGCGGCUCGUGUCGCUGCACGGCGCCGACAAGGUGCGCGCCAUGGUGCCGGCCAACUUCGACUGGAGUUGCUUCUUCGGCAGCGAUGACCACGUCAAGCCGCUGCUCAACGCCCAGCUGGGCUUUCUGGUGUCGGGCGCCAACGUGCAGCUCUCGGUAGAGAAGGCGCCGCCAGGCCGCGGCGUGCGCUCGCUGUUGUCGCGCGUCCAGGGCGAGCCCGAUUUCGAGCUCUGGGUCAAGCGCAACGUCGGCGAGGAGGACCGCGCUUCCGCCCAGUUCAUCAAGGACGUUGUCUGCGCGCUGUGCUUCGAUGCUAUUGUGAUAGAUAACGGCGCCGAGAAGGUGCAGUUGUCACGACUGGAGAAGCACGGCCCCCUGCUCAAGUGCCUGAUAGUCAGUGUGGAGCUGGAGCUGGCCGCCCUGUACGGCGUGCUGGCGCUCGUGCGGCACCUGCAGUUCCCGCCCAAUGUGCUGGACCAAUGCUUCCGCCAGCUGUACGACAUGGACGUGAUAUCGGAACCGGCGUUCCUGCGUUGGCGCGAAGGCAAUGACCCAGCCGAACAGGAGGGCAUGGGCGUGGCACUGAUGUCGGUGAAGGCGUUUUUCAAGGCGUUAGAGGAGGACGCGGCUGGUGACGACGACGAGCGCACGUGAUAGCCGGCGCACCCCGCCUAGAAUAAUUGGAGACGCGAUGGCAGCGCCGUCGCAGGGAGAUCGUGCAAGUGUAACUAUGGGAUGGUCCGAUAGAGCGGCGCUAGUGCGGCGUGGCUGCGUCACAGCAGGGUGGAAAGCGACGCCAGCGCCAACAGGGCGAGGCGGACGGCUGACGCAACACUCCGACACUGGUGCUUGUUUAGUGAUUUUUUGUAUUAUGGAUACAAAAGCUCGUUCAUUUUGCGAUGGCAACGCGCAUUAUUUAAUGAACUUUGUAAAUCUAAUAAUCCUUGGCAUAUUACCUUGUGUGUUAUGGAUAAGUCGUGUCAGUUGUGUGUAUAUAGUUUGCUGGAGGGCGGCGGACGGGGCAGCGGGCGGCACGGCGCCGCACCGCCGCUGUUCGGCGCGCUUUAUAUCAUAAAGCAAAUUAUAAUUUUAUAAAUAAAAAAUAAAAACAUGUCUGGGUGUGGUGGUGGCCGGCCGUCUGCUGCCUGUGUGAAUAACAACUGGAGACACGUA
Messenger RNA from Pollicipes pollicipes, 3041 nucleotides. RefSeq names its product eukaryotic translation initiation factor 4 gamma 1. Gene Ontology annotation, cellular component: eukaryotic translation initiation factor 4F complex. The record is from RefSeq and is a predicted model, not a curated record. Lineage: Eukaryota; Metazoa; Arthropoda; Thecostraca; Pollicipedomorpha; Pollicipedidae. Bases 39 to 2522 code for a protein of 827 amino acids. Gene Ontology annotation, molecular function: protein binding; mRNA binding; translation initiation factor activity. The transcript is spliced from 7 exons.